Paramecium sonneborni is the source of this 1428-nucleotide messenger RNA. Lineage: Eukaryota; Ciliophora; Oligohymenophorea; Peniculida; Parameciidae. The record is from the annotation of a GenBank genome assembly.
AAUGAGUCCAAAAAAUAAUAUUCCUGUGCUUAAUUUAACUUAGAUAAUAGUGGGGAUUGUGGCCUUCUCACAAGGUGUAUAACAUUUGGCUGAUUUGUCAAUUUAAUAUUUAUAUAAAGAUGAUUUUCAUGUAUCACCUAGUAAAAUGGGAGUAUUUGUUGGACUAUCCCAAUUACCAUGGUAUAUUGAAUAAUUUAUUAAUAGGAUAAUAAAACCUAUUUGGGGAAUAAUUUGUGAUUCAUUUCCAAUAUUAGGAUCUAGGAGAAAAGCCUAUAUUGUGUUUUGCGGAUUUUUAAGUUUUAUAGGGUGGUAAUUAAUGGCAUAUAUUGGUGUUGAUAAUGUUUAUGUAGCUGUAGCUUUAUUGAUUAUGAUAUCAUCAUCAGUCUGUAUUUGCAAUGUCGUUGGAGGUAUUAAUAAUUUUAAUUAAAGAGGCCUUAAUGGUUGAAUAAUGUGCAAAUGAUCAUGCAGCAAAUAAUGUUUCAGUAUUCUUUGGAUUCAAAGCUACAGGAGGAUUAAUUAGUGCAUAUUUUUCAGGAAUGCUACUUAUGUAUUUAACCAAAAAAUAAAGUAAUACUUUUAUAAAUCAUUAAUAGUAUUUCUAAUAAAUAGCUUAUUCCCAUUAACUAUGGCAUUACUAUCUUUAAAGUUAAAAGAGACUUAAUAAACAAGACCAUCAUAAAAUAUAAAGGAAGUUUUAAGUGUUUUUUGGACAUUUUUUUCGAAUCCUAAAAUUUAUUAGUAAAUAUUUAUCCUAAUUUAAGAGACCUGUAUUGUUAAUUUUAGCAUUCAUGAUGGUACCUUCUAGUAGUUCAAUCAUGUUUUAUUUUUAUACUGAAGUUUUACAUUUUACUCCUAGGUUCAUGGGAUAUCUUAAAUUUAUUAGUUGUUUAGGAACUCUUCUUGCUAUUCUAUUAUAUAGGAAUUUCUUAAAAGAUGUUAAUUUCAAAAAGAUUUUUGUUACUACAACUAUUGCAUUCUUUUUUUGUUAUCUCUCAACAAUACCUUUAGUUACGAGAAUGAAUGUUUAAUGGGGAAUUGAUGAUCGAUUUUUCUGUUUAGGUGAUUCUGUUAUAUUAUAAUUUAUUGGAGAAUUAAAUUUAUUACCUAUUUUAGUUUAUGCAUGCAAAAUAUGUCCUAAAAAUAUUGAAGCAACAAUGUAUGCUAUGCUUAUGGCUACUAUGAACUUUGGAACAUUUGCAGGUGGAUAAUUAGGUAAUCUAAUCUUAUAUGAAAUGGGAAUCAAUUAAUAAGAUUAUUCUAACCUCUAUAUUUUUAUUGCAUUAUCUAGUAUCUUCUUUAUUUUACCUUUGCCAUGGAUUCAUUUGAUUAAUGAUAAAGCUAUACAAAAUCAUUAAGAAUAGGAACCUCCAUAAAUCUAAGAUAAUGAGGAGAAACAAAACUUAAUUGCUUCAGUUGAAUGAAUUAUAA